Mesocricetus auratus (golden hamster) is the source of this 2186-nucleotide messenger RNA. It is a transcript of the gene Smg9, whose product is annotated as SMG9 nonsense mediated mRNA decay factor. The record is from RefSeq and is a predicted model, not a curated record. Gene Ontology annotation, biological process: nuclear-transcribed mRNA catabolic process, nonsense-mediated decay. Lineage: Eukaryota; Metazoa; Chordata; Mammalia; Rodentia; Cricetidae.
CAGGCCGUGGCGCAUGCGCAGAGCCAUCAGCGCGGGCCUGACUCGCUCCACCGCGCUCUGUCCUCCUGGUGUUCCCCUUCUGGGCGCUUCCGGCACGCCGAGGCCUGUUCCGGAGUAGCUGGUACCCGCUUUCUCUGCCUCUUUCUCACGCUCGUGACCUCCCGGCACCGUUUACUCGGCGGGGGGCCCGUGGAAGACCUUCCCCGCCCACGCUACGCUCCUGUCACUCAGAGUGCGCGCCCGCCCCAGGAGCCAAUCAGCAACCGCCUUAGGGGACCAUGUCAGAGUCUGGGCACAGUCAGCCUGGGCUCUAUGGGAUAGAGCGGCGGCGACGGUGGAAGGAGCCAGGCUCCGGUGGCCCCCAGAACCUCUCUGGGCCUGGAGGCCGGGAGAGAGACUACAUUGCACCCUGGGAGAGAGAGAGACGGGACGGCAGCGAGGACCCCAGCACCAGCGUCAUGCAGAAAACCCCCAUCAUCCUCUCGAAGCCCCCAGCAGAGCGGUCAAAGCAGCCGCCGCCAACCGCAGCGCCCGCUGCGCCGCCAGCCCCGGCCCCGCUGGAGAAACCCAUCGUGCUCAUGAAGCCACGCGAGGAGGGGAAGGGCGCUGUGGCUGGGACGGGGGCCGCCACCCCAGAGGGCACCGCCCCGCCGCCCCCCACAGCCCCUGCGCCGCCCAAAGGAGAGAAGGAGGGCCAGAGACCCACGCAGCCCGUGUACCAGAUCCAGAACCGCGGCAUGGGCACCGCUGCCCCGACCGCCAUGGACCCCGUGGUGGGCCAGGCCAAGCUCCUGCCCCCGGAGCGCAUGAAGCACAGCAUCAAGCUGGUGGACGACCAGAUGAACUGGUGCGACAGCGCCAUCGAGUACCUGCUGGAUCAGACUGACGUGUUAGUGGUCGGUGUCCUAGGCCUCCAGGGGACAGGCAAGUCCAUGGUCAUGUCACUGUUGUCGGCAAACACUCCGGAGGAAGACCAGAGGGCGUAUGUCUUCCGGGCUCAGAGUGCUGAGAUGAAGGAACGAGGGGGCAACCAGACCAGCGGCAUCGACUUCUUCAUUACCCAGGAGCGGAUCGUCUUCCUGGACACGCAGCCCAUCCUGAGCCCAUCCAUCUUGGACCACCUCAUCAAUAACGACCGCAAAUUGCCUCCGGAGUACAACCUCCCUCACACCUAUGUGGAAAUGCAGUCGCUGCAGAUAGCUGCCUUCCUCUUCACGGUCUGCCACGUGGUGAUCGUCGUGCAGGACUGGUUCACGGACCUCAGUCUGUACAGGUUCCUGCAAACGGCAGAGAUGGUGAAACCAUCCACCCCGUCCCCCAGCCACGAGUCCAGCAGUUCUGCGGGCUCGGACGAGGGCACCGAGUACUACCCACACCUUGUCUUCCUGCAGAACAAGGCACGCAGGGAGGACUUCUGUCCCCGGAAGUUACGACAGAUGCACCUGAUGAUUGACCAGCUCAUGGCACACUCCCACCUGCGCUACAAGGGGACGCUGUCCAUGCUGCAGUGCAACAUCUUCCCGGGGCUGCCCCCCGACUUUCUGGACUCUGAGGUCAACCUGUUCCUGGUACCCUUCAUGGACAGUGAGGCAGAGAGUGAGACCCCACCUCGCCCAGGGCCUGGCUCCAGCCCCCUCUUCUCCCUGCUGCCCGGGUACCGAGGUCACCCCAGCUUCCAGUCAUUGGUUAGCAAGCUCCGCAGCCAGGUGAUGUCCAUGGCUCGGCCCCAGCUGUCACACACCAUCCUCACCGAGAAGAACUGGUUCCACUACGCCGCCCGGAUCUGGGACGGGGUGAAGAAGUCCUCAGCCCUGGCCGAGUACAGCCGCCUCCUGGCCUGAGGCUGAGGCGGGGCACAGGGACCUGUCCUGUGGACAGGAAGGGCACACAGCCUUCCCCAGCACGGGGAGAGCCAUGCGACAGAGGCCUGGCCGAGGGAUCAGGGAUCAUGGCUUCCCGCCCAGAAGAGACGCGAGGUGUCUGAGGCCAGUCCCUCUUUCAAAUGGGGACCUGCUCCGGGGUGACCAAGAGAUCCCACCCCAGCCUGAGAUGAGCAUCCCUUCCCAGGCGCCCACAGAAACAGCAGGAGGUGGCAGAGCGGGUCCCCAGGAAACCUUCCCUGGGGAUGGGGACGGAGAGCUCUUUGUGGGGAGCAUCUUUGGUUGAAAUAAACAUGGUCAUAGGAA